This is a messenger RNA of Lactuca virosa, 288 nucleotides long. NCBI's taxonomy places the organism in Eukaryota, Viridiplantae, Streptophyta, Magnoliopsida, Asterales, Asteraceae. The record is from the annotation of a GenBank genome assembly.
AUGUCAAUGAUCGUGGCACCUUUUCAGCACCACCCGACCUUCAUGGUGGUGCGCAUAAUUGUUGUCCUCCUCCAGCUACUCUCCUCCUCCUUCCCUCCACCGUCUUUUACAAUCGGCCUCCUUCCAUCGCAGCCCCCUCCAUCGGCUAUACCUCCUGCAUCGCCUCUCGCUAUCUGCUCCUCACGUCAACUCUCCCCUGCUCGUCGUCGCCUCCCCUGUGAAGCCACCGGCCGGAGACCUUCAAUAGCCACAACUCCGUCGCACCCAACCCCAGAAAAAGCUGUGUAA